AUGGGCUCUAAUAAUUUGAAAGGAGCUAUUCCUUCUGAAAUAUUCAACAUUUCCACAUUAACACGGCUGGAGCUUUAUCAGAAUUCUCUCUCAGGCCUUCUCCCACCAUAUUUAGGAAUUAGCCUUCCCAACUUGGAGAUGUUACUAUUGGGUGUAAAUGAACUGACCGGACAAAUUCCAAAUAGUAUAUCAAAUGCUUCUAAGCUUAUUACGUUGGAUUUGUCAUGGAAUAAAUUUAGCGGAGCUAUACCUGAAGUACUUGAAAAUUUAAAGAACUUAAUGGAAUUAGAUUUGGAUGGGAAUAAUUUGACUGGUUUGAUUCCAAAGAUGGUUAACAAAUUACAAAGCCUUCAACAUUUAAGUCUCAGUGAUAAUAGAUUACAAGGAUCCAUUAUAAAUGAACUUUGCCAACUCAAACGUCUAAGUGAGUUGUAUCUUGCCAAUAACCUAUUUUCAGGAGCGAUUCCAGGAUGUCUCGAGAAUACUUCAGUGCGAAAGUUGAAUUUUAGUUCUAAUAAAUUGAUUUCUCAUGUACCCUCUUCUAUUUGGAGUCUCAAAGAUAUCUUGGUUUUAGACAUAUCCUCCAAUGCACUAAGCGGGAUAAUUUCACCAGAGAUAUCAAACAUGAGAGCAAUUAUACUACUAAAUUUGUCAAGAAACCAAAUUUCAGGAAGCAUUCCUAUAACUAUGGGUAUCUUGCAAACUCUGCAAAACCUAUCUUUGGCUCACAACAAAUUACAAGGACCUAUACCUGAAUCGCUUAGUGGCAUGAUAAGUAUUGAGUCCAUGGAUCUUUCCCAUAAUUAUUUAUCUGGUAUAAUUCCAGAGUCCUUAGAGUCAUUACUCUAUCUUAAAUUCAUCAAUCUUUCUUAUAAUUUAUUGCAUGGAGAAAUUCCAAAUGGUGGCUGUUUUCAGAAUUUUACAGCUCAAUCUUUUAUGAUGAAUAAAGAUCUUUGUGGAAAAUCCCAACUCCAAGUGCAACCAUGUAAAAAAGAAAGGAAGUACAUGACAAAAAGAGUAAAGUUGUUGAUAAAAUGCUCACUUCCUAUCAUGGUUGUCAUUCUGGUUGUUUCAUUCAUUGUCUAUCUAAGACAUAAGAGAGAUGCGUAUGCUAAUGGUUCAGCCAACAAAGAUUUAAUAAAUCUGGGAACACCAAUUAGGGUAUCCUAUUAUGAUCUUUUGCACGGAACAGAUGGAUUUGAUGAGAGUAAUCUUCUUGGCUUUGGAUAUUAUGGAUCAGUAUACAAAGCAACUCUUCCAAAUGGAAUGAUAGUUGCUGUUAAAGUAUUGCGCUCAAACUUGGAUGAAGCACUAAUGAGUUUUGAUAUUGAGUGUGUUGUGGCUUGCAAUUUACGACACCGUAAUCUUGUUAAGAUUAUUAGUAGCUGCUCAAAUGAUUAUUUUAAGUGUCUAAUAAUGGAGUUCAUGUCAAAUGGGAAUCUAGACAAAUGGUUAUACUCUCAUAACAACUGUUUAGAUAUCCUAAAAAGGUUGAAUAUAAUGAUUGAUGUGGCAGUUGCAUUAGAAUAUCUUCAUCAUGGUUCUUCCACACCAAUUGUCCAUUGUGAUCUAAAACCGAGCAAUGUCUUGUUAGAUGAAAAUAUGGUGGCUCAUCUCACUGAUUUUGGUGUAGCUAAAUUGGUGGGUGAAGAACACUUGGAAAUUUAUACAAAAACUUUGGCUACAAUUGGUUAUAUGGCACCAGAGUAUGGAUCAAAAGGAGCUAUUUCCAUUAAAGGAGAUGUGUACAGCUAUGGCAUUUUGUUAAUGGAAAUAUUUACGAGAAAGAAGCCAACAGAUGGCAUGUUUGUAGAAAGUCUAAGUUUGAAAGAUUGGGUGAGCAUGUCAACACCACAAUCUGUCAUCCAUAUUCUAGAUGCAACUUUGCUGCACAAUCAAAAUAUUGGUGAUAUAUUACCACACAUGUCAUCAAUUUUUGAGUUGGCAUUAAAUUGUUGCUCCAACUUACCUGAAGCACGACCUACAAUGAUUGAUGUUGUGGUAUCAAUGAAAAAAAAGCAAGUUUGCAUUAAUACAGAAUAUUAG
Molecule: messenger RNA, 2046 nt
Organism: Neltuma alba
Lineage: Eukaryota; Viridiplantae; Streptophyta; Magnoliopsida; Fabales; Fabaceae
Product: receptor kinase-like protein Xa21
Exons: 2
Coding region: 1-2046 (681 amino acids)
Biological process (GO): protein phosphorylation
Molecular function (GO): ATP binding; protein binding; protein kinase activity
Source: RefSeq, a predicted model, not a curated record